Molecule: messenger RNA, 3666 nt
Organism: Hippocampus zosterae (dwarf seahorse)
Lineage: Eukaryota; Metazoa; Chordata; Actinopteri; Syngnathiformes; Syngnathidae
Gene: ppp2r2ba
Product: protein phosphatase 2, regulatory subunit B, beta a
Exons: 10
Coding region: 663-1994 (443 amino acids)
Biological process (GO): peptidyl-serine dephosphorylation
Cellular component (GO): cytosol; protein phosphatase type 2A complex
Molecular function (GO): protein phosphatase regulator activity; protein binding
Source: RefSeq, a predicted model, not a curated record
GCGCGCGCGCGCCUCAUUUGCAGUUUGUGAGCGCGUGUCACGCUGCAUGGGAGGGGUCCUGCUCUGCUGAAGUGCGGAGGCAGCGGCGUGCUCGCGCGCGUUGAUGUGCAUGCACAGUGAGUCAUCUCCGUGAAUGAAAACAAGACGACGGCUUUGGAGUGGGAGGAAUUGGAAAGUAACCUUCGUAAAGGUGGCGAAUGUGGCAAUGCAAACGUGAGCGAGUUGUGUUGACGCAUAAUCUCGCCCGCCCCGCUUCUUCUGUGGGGGCAGAAGAGCCAUCCUAGACCUAAAGUCAAAUCCUGGAGGAGAGAUUUACGACUGAGCCGCUGCACCUUCACUUGGCAUUUUUUCCUCCUUUUUGGGGGGCGGGGGUGGCGCAUCAUUCAUUGGAGCGGAACGUCAAGCAGAGGACGACCUUUUUUUAAAGAGUUUCGACUGAAGAAAAAAAUAAUAAAUUAGGAGCGCCAGCGUGCACCGUUUGAUGCGUCUUGACGCGGGAGACACCACCUGAGUGAGUCGACUAUUUGAUCGCAGUCGUUCCGCCGCAGAUCUGGAGCGAUGACAAGCGCACCGCUGGUUCCACGGUCCGCCUGCUGACGGUACCGGGCCAGGAUGGGAGAGAGGUCUGCCGCUGUCAGGAUCUCGAAGCAGCCGAUUUUUCAAUGGAGGAGGAGAGCGACACCCGAAAAAUUAACAGCAGCUUCCUUCGCGACCACAACUAUGCAACAGAAGCUGACAUUAUCUCAACAGUGGAGUUUAACUCAUCGGGUGAGCUGUUGGCCACCGGGGACAAAGGAGGCAGAGUGGUUGUCUUCCAGAGGGAGCAGGAGAGUAAAAGCCAGCCCCAGCGUCGAGGGGAGUACAAUGUUUACAGCACAUUCCAGAGCCACGAGCCGGAGUUUGACUACCUGAAAAGUUUGGAGAUAGAGGAGAAGAUCAACAAGAUCAAAUGGCUUCCACAGCAGAAUGCCGCCUACUUCCUGCUCUCAACUAAUGACAAGACGGUGAAGCUGUGGAAGAUCAGCGAGCGAGACAAACGGCCGGAGGGCUACAACCUGAAGGAUGACGACGGGCGCAUCAGGGACCCGUCCACCAUCACAUCUCUACGAGUGCCGGUGUUGCAACCGAUGGAUCUGAUGGUUGAAGCCACAGCCAGGCGAGUGUUCAGCAACGCCCACACCUACCACAUCAACUCCAUCUCCGUGAACUCUGACCUCCAGACCUUCAUAUCCACCGAUGACCUCCGAGUGAACCUGUGGAAUCUGGAGAUCACUGAUCGCAGCUUCAACAUUGUGGACAUAAAACCCGCCAAUAUGGAGGAGCUGACCGAAGUGAUCACCUCAGCAGAGUUUCAUCCCCAGCAGUGUCACACUUUUGCAUAUAGCAGCAGCAAGGGCUCAAUAAGACUUUGUGACAUGAGGCAAGCUGCACUCUGCGACAAGCAUUGCAAAUACUUUGAAGAGCCGGAGGAUCCCGCCACCCGUUCCUUUUUCUCCGAAAUCAUCUCAUCCAUCUCCGACGUGAAGUUCAGUCACAACGGUCGGCACUUGAUGACGAGGGACUACCUCACUGUGAAGGUGUGGGACCUGCAAAUGGAGAACAAGCCGCUCGAGACGUACCAGGUUCAUGACUACCUGCGGGGCAAACUUUGCUCCCUGUAUGAGAACGACUGCAUCUUUGACAAGUUUGAGUGUGUCUGGAAUGGAUCAGACAGCGUCAUAAUGACUGGCUCCUACAACAACUUUUUCCGAAUGUUUGACCGGAACACCAAACGGGAUGUCACGCUGGAAGCAUCCAGAGAAAACAGCAAGCCAAGAGCCAUUCUUAAACCUCGCAAGGUGUGCGUGGGCGGCAAACGCAGAAAGGAUGAGAUCAGCGUGGACAGCUUAGACUUCAGUAAGAAGAUCCUUCACACCACGUGGCACCCGCACGAGAACAUCAUCGCUGUGGCGGCCACCAAUAACCUUUACAUCUUCCAAGACAAGGUCAACUAAAGCUUACAGACAGGACAGGGGCAUUAGGAUGACAGAGAAACAAGUAUGGAGUCCUGAUGUACAUCCAGCACCUCACUUGGGGUUGUCGCUGCUGACUUGAUGCGCCCAAUGAGAAUGUGCAGUGUUUUCCUGGAAGUGGACGUCCAAUUCUGUAAUCUUGGGGGACAUGACAAGGGUUUCUGGUCAUUUAAUUUAUUUAGCCAUGCUCGCAUGGACAGAAGAGAACCCUUCGCAACAAGAUUACAGCUGCAUGAGCAGCAAGAUGUAGCAAGACCCGUGAGACAAAAGAGGGCGGGGGGCAAUGCAAUGAGCAAAACAGAGCACGUGUGGUUGUGACUCUUUGUCAUGUAGCCGGAGCGCCCUCUCUCCAUCUAUCUGCUGUGGUGCAUGUGAGGCAUCAGUUUGGACGGCACAGCCAACUGCUGCAAGUUCAAAGGGCAGGGGGGAAAAAGACUGUUUUCUACCUGCCGUCAGUCUUUCUACUUUAGUCCGUGACGUAAAUGAGGCUGUUUUUAAUGAUUUUAUUUAAUACUGGUCAAUGAGUCUGUUUAGCUGCUGUGGUGCCUUCUUUUGGUAUGUGGGGUUUCAAAGUAGAGGGUGGGAGGAUUGGGGUAAGGGCGUGGCAAGUGUAAAUGUUUCAAGGGUGGGGGGUGAGUGGGGGUCGUUUUCUCUCCCGUCUGUCUGUUAUGAACCGAACAAAAAUCAUUUUAAGGUGAAGCAAUGCUUGAGGCAACAAGAAUGAUGAUGACAUCACAAGCCUCUCUGCAAUGUGAGAUCUCUUUACAAGUGAUACGGGAAAGCCAGCUCACACCCCCGCUUCAACUGAAAGCAACAAUUUGGUAAACUGUACAGAAAAAAAGUUUACAAUUUCCACUUAAAGGAGGCUUAAAAUGCAUUUUUUCAUACAUUUUAGCAGUUCCCAGGUGACCAAAUAAUGUGUCUGCUUUCGUCCAAAUAUCGCAAGAAUCAAGAAUUAUAGCACACAUUACACACCCUAUUUUUUGUCUUGCUAAAAUCAGGCAGUUUUUAGGAACAGGAGUCUUGGAACGAACAAGGCUUCGGGGAGAGUGUGUGUGUCCGGCUGCUUUCUUCUACUUGGGAAAGCAGUGUGUGUGGGGGGGUACUCUGGGCUUCAACUUGUGGAGGCAGCAGUUCAUAUUAUUCCCUAUUCUGUGUGUAUGGGGUGCACAGGCACAAAUUAAAGAAUACAUCUUCCAUUACCUAUGUCCCCUUCAAGAGACAAAUUGCAAUUCUAAACUGUUGCAUGUGACGUAAGCCGAUGAAGUUUCGAUCAUUGAACUUCGACGGACUGUCUGAAGCACUCGGUGAGAUCGUACUUGCUUUCCUCAAUUAUGUUUUCAUCUCAGAUUGUUUGUCCAUGCCCGUUGGUGGAAUGUGGUUUCACGUUGCAGGGUUGAUUUUAGCACCUGUCGGAGCUUUUGUGUUAAGAACCAGCGUCCACUGAGGUAAGCACUCAAUAAAAAGGUCUAAGCAAAAACUCUGUGAAAUCAGGGAAUUCAUAACUGUACAUAUGCUUCCUUUAAACAGUACCACCUUGAUUUGUGAAACUUUUAUAGCUCAGAAUGUAUUAAUAUGAAUGACCAUGGCGUCUUUAUGCUCACUGGACUUUUCUUUGAUUAAAAAAUAAGUAAUAAAGAUGUGCAAAUUCAAA